AUGGACCGCCGGGAAAUGUGUCAGGCCCUGCAAAGAGGCGUUGCAGUUCGAACACGGUGGACGCCGAUGGCGCAGCCCUUCAAAGCGCGUCUGGCGGUCAUGCUGGGUGCAGCGGCGGAGACCCUCACAACGGCUGGAACGUGUGAAAGCACUGGACUCUUUUUCUUGCAGAAUUAUUCAAGCAUGGUGGCUGUGGAACUUCUUAUGCGGCAGCUGCGCAGCUUCGACUUCCAGGACAAACAGUCAUUGUCGCUUUUAGAUGCCUGUGCCGUACCGGGGGGUAAGAUAAGUCUUUUGUUGUCUUUACUGCAGGAGGAGGCGCAAGUGACGGAUUUCUUCCCCUAG
Messenger RNA from Trypanosoma rangeli, 345 nucleotides. Its product is annotated as putative nucleolar protein. Lineage: Eukaryota; Euglenozoa; Kinetoplastea; Trypanosomatida; Trypanosomatidae. The coding region runs from base 1 to 345 and encodes 114 amino acids. The transcript has a single exon. The record is from RefSeq and is a predicted model, not a curated record.